Messenger RNA from Stomoxys calcitrans (stable fly), 1327 nucleotides. RefSeq lists its product as uncharacterized. The record is from RefSeq and is a predicted model, not a curated record. Lineage: Eukaryota; Metazoa; Arthropoda; Insecta; Diptera; Muscidae. Bases 395 to 988 code for a protein of 197 amino acids. The transcript is spliced from 2 exons.
CACAAGCUAUCUCUCCUCUUUUUCCACAAUAAACUCUAACACCAUAUACUCGUCAUAAACCGAAAUCUAACCAUCUUUUUAUUUCACACUUUUAAUUUUUGGGCUACCUCAACCUUUCACUUUACUUAUUAUUCCUCUGUGUACGAGGAAUAAUAAGUAGUAAACCCGCUUACAUACAGUCCACUUGUUUCACAGAGGGAAUUCCAAUAGUGACGUCACAAGGCCAAAGAUCGACACACCGCAGCUAAUCCGCUCAUUCUAUUCACCCCCGCUACGUACACAUAGGAAAACCCCCCAAUUUUGUACAUGGUCCAUCGUACGCCGUUCACUGAGAAGACCAUUGACUGAGGUAACCCCAUCUCCUUACAUUGCCCAACAUAGUUGUCGAUAAAACAUGCCUGGUCAAGAUAUGUACAAAUGCCAUCUAUGUAAGAAAAGGCACGCUCUUAGAUAUUGCCCAAAAUUUGUCAAGAUGACCGUAGAGGAAAGACGAGCGGCCGUUCGACAACACAACUAUUGUCGCAGUUGCUUAGCGCGAAGCCACACCAUCGAAGAAUGUGAAUCUUCUGGAACAUGUCGAAAGUGUGGAUUUCAGCACCACACUAUGUUGCACCCACGAAAAUUCACCGUGCAACAAACGAAAUCCAACACUUCGACCAGAUCCAUCCAGUCUCGCCUCCAAAAGCAACAGCCUGCAAGAUCCAUCGCUUCCACCAAGCCACCAAAAAGGUCAGCAAAGUCCCACUCUACCGCCAUUCACAAAUCAUCUCGACAUCAGCAACUCACACGCCGUACCAAACAGCAACGCACGCAUCAACGCAAGAAGCCUCAGAAGACAAAAAGAAACCACCAAAAGCCUGGUAAGAGGCAACAACAGCAACUUACAAAGAAGCAAUCCUUAACCCCUCAACCAAAUGUCUUAAUCCUCUCGGAAGCUAUAAAGUCCUUAGCGACCGUAUUGUGCGCUACACCAUCAAACUUUGCGUAAACGCAAGGCCGGCGCCAUGGACAAAUUUGCAUUUGUCCUUAACUUAAGCUUUAAAUAUUUUUGAAUUUAUUACCCUGAAUUAUAGAGUGUUAUUGUGAAUUAUCUAUAACAUAAGAUUUGAAUUGCCAUUUAGUUCUAAGUUCGCUAUUGAAAUGUAAUAGAAUCUAAGUUAUUGUGAAUUAAUUGUUUUUAAGAGUUUAGUACAAAAGGUUAGCUGUUAACUUUUUAUGCCCACUCACUUCACUUACUCUACAACCGCAGUCAAGGUGAGCAACACAAGCUAUCUCUCCUCUUUUUCCACAAUAAACUCUAACACCAUAUACUCGUCAUAAACCGAAA